CUAGGUUGAGCUUUGCCUGCUGUUCCCACGGUCAACCACUGGCCCGGCGUGAGCGCCAGAUAAAGAGACGGGCGCCAUGGCGGCCGAGGCAGUGGCGGUCCAGGCGGUAGCCUCGCGCCUGGAGCGGCAGGAGGAGGACAUCCGCUGGCUGUACGCGGAGGUCCAGCGCCUGAGAGACGAGCAGCUGCACGGCCCCGAGAGCGGCCAGACCCAGGGCCCGCGCCUCACGCGCGAGGUGGCGCGGCUCCGGGAGGAGAACCGCGACCUGCGCCAGUGCCUGUGCGGCCUGCGGCUGAGCCUCGCGGAGCGUGGCCGCCGGGCUAUGCGAGCGGAGGCCGGGCGCUCGACCGCCGGCGCGCAGCCUCCUACUCAAAACCAAGAAAAGGACACCAAAAAGAAGAAAUCAAAGGAGAGUGAGCCUGCCAGGGAGGUGAAGGAACCAUAUUUUAUAAAAGAAAGAUUGAAGUUUUUUGAAACAUUGAAGGCAGAUCACCAUCUCUUACCUACUACUUCUGAAAAAAAGAAUACAGGCAACCUGAUUACAGUGAGAGUGGCUGGUGGGAAAAUGAUGGAAGGGGAAAUGUGGAAAACAACACCUUAUCAAGUGGCUGCUGAGAUCAGCCAAGAAUUGGCCGAAAACACGGUAGUUGCCAGAGUGAAUGGUAUGUUGUGGGACUUGGACCGUCCGCUGGAAGGGGAUGCCACUAUAGAGCUGCUGAUGUUUGAUGACAAGGAGGCUCAAGCUGUGUACUGGCACUCCAGUGCUCACAUUCUUGGGGAGGCCAUGGAACUUUACUAUGGAGGCCACCUCUGCUAUGGCCCACCCAUUGAAAAUGGAUUUUAUUAUGACAUGUUCAUGGAAGACAGAGCAGUGUCCAGCACUGAGUUGACCACCCUGGAGAACAUAUGUAAAACCAUCAUAAAGGAAAAGCAACCUUUUGAAAGAUUGGAAACCAGCAAGGAUACCCUCCUAGAAAUGUUUAAGUACAAUAAAUUUAAAUGCAGGAUUCUGAAGGAGAAGGUCAACACACCAACCACCACCAUUUACAGGUGUGGUCCAUUGAUUGACCUUUGUAAAGGCCCUCAUGUAAGACACACUGGAAAAAUUAAAGCCAUAAAAAUUUUCAAGAAUUCCUCAACAUACUGGGAAGGCAAUUCUGACAUGGAAACACUGCAGAGGAUCUAUGGGAUAUCUUUCCCAGAUAGCAAAAUGAUGAAAACCUGGGAGAAGAUCCAAGAUGAAGCCAAGAACCGGGACCACAGGAAAAUUGGGAAGGAACAAGAACUUUUCUUUUUCCAUGAUCUGAGUCCUGGAAGCUGUUUUUUUCUCCCCAGAGGAGCCUUCAUUUAUAACACACUUACGGAUUUCAUACGAGAAGAAUAUCAUAGGCGUAACUUCACAGAAGUACUCUCUCCAAACGUGUACAACAGUAAACUUUGGGAAGCCUCAGGCCAUUGGCAGCACUACAGUGAGAACAUGUUCACCUUUGAUGUUGAAAAGGACAUAUUUGCUCUUAAACCCAUGAACUGUCCAGGGCACUGUCUAAUGUUUGCCCAUCGCCCACGAUCCUGGAGGGAAAUGCCUGUCAGAUUUGCUGAUUUUGGAGUUCUUCACAGAAAUGAACUGUCGGGGACUUUAAGUGGCUUAACCCGAGUCAGGCGCUUCCAGCAGGAUGACGCUCACAUCUUCUGCACGGUGGAGCAAAUUGAAGAAGAAAUAAAGGGAUGCUUAGAAUUUUUGCAAUCGGUUUACUCAACAUUUGGCUUCUCCUUUCAAUUAAACCUGUCAACAAGGCCUGAAAACUUUCUAGGAGAGAUUGAGAUGUGGGAGGAAGCUGAAAAGCAACUUCAAAACAGCUUGAUGGAAUUUGGAAAACCAUGGAAAAUGAACCCAGGAGAUGGAGCAUUCUAUGGCCCUAAAAUUGAUAUAAAAAUUAAAGAUGCUAUUGGCAGAUACCAUCAGUGUGCUACAAUUCAGCUGGACUUCCAACUGCCUAUCAGGUUUAAUCUCACAUACGUUAGUAAGGAUGGAGAUGAUAAGAAAAGACCUGUGAUCAUUCACCGAGCUGUACUGGGAUCUGUGGAAAGAAUGAUAGCUAUUCUCUUAGAAAACUAUGGGGGGAAAUGGCCUCUCUGGCUGUCUCCUCGCCAGGUAAUGGUCAUCCCUGUAGGUCCAACUUGUGAAAAUUAUGCACUUCAGGUAUACAGUGAAUUUUUUGAAGAAGGAUUUAUGGCCGAUGUGGAUUUAGAUGACAGUUGUACACUAAAUAAGAAAAUACGAAAUGCACAACUAGCUCAGUAUAAUUUUAUCUUGGUGGUUGGUGAAAAGGAGAAGAUAAAUAAUGCUGUAAACAUUCGAACAAGAGACAACAAAAUUCAUGGUGAAAUUUCAGUAGCUUCUGCCAUUGAUAAAUUGAAGAAUCUCAAAAAAUCCCGCACACUAAAUGCUGAGGAAGACUUCUGAAGUCCUUUCCUUGUACUUUAGGAAACCUUGUUUCAACCUUUGAAAAUGUUUUUUCCUAACCAGUUAAGAAACCACUGAUAGGUCCACUAAUGGGAUUAUUUAAGAAGGAUUGGCUGAUAUACACAAAUUUUAAUUCACUGUGUUCUGAGGAUGAGAAUAGGGGAAGCUAGAGACGUUCUUAAGAAAUCACCGACUUCAGAAACCUCAGUGCUGUGAUGUUUUUCAUUCAAAGAUGGAAACCCUAGAUAACAAAUGUGAAAAGUUAUGCUAAGACUUUUUCAAAAGAUGGGCUUUAGGGCUGAGGGCUGCAGCUCCAUAGUAGAGCAUUGAUCUUGCGUGCAUGAGGCCCUGGGUUCCAUCACAGAAACUCCACCCCUGCCCAACAACAACAAGAAGAUGGACUUCAUUAAAAGUCCACAAUCCUUGAAUAUGGGGGAAAACUUAUUUUCCAAUACAUUGUUUCUCAGGUAUUUUUAUGGCUGUUUUACUAAGGUUUGCACUGAACCUUCAUGUCCAAAGUUGGUAUCAUUACUUAAUUUGUUUUAACUAAUCAGCAACCAUAAGAGAAGUACUAAUAUUGUACUACUGACAAAGGACUGUGAACCUCAAAGAAAUUUUUUUGUGGGAUCUGUUAUUUGCACUGUAGGUUAAGAGUUGCAGUUUUAAUGCUUCUAAUUCAUAAUUUCAUAUUUAUCUUUAGAAAAUAUCCAAAUAAAAUGCAUCAGUGUUUCCAGUGUU
This is a messenger RNA of Nannospalax galili (Upper Galilee mountains blind mole rat), 3202 nucleotides long. It is a transcript of the gene Tars3, whose product is annotated as threonyl-tRNA synthetase like 2. Gene Ontology annotation, molecular function: threonine-tRNA ligase activity; ATP binding. The transcript has 19 exons. Bases 77 to 2464 code for a protein of 795 amino acids. Gene Ontology annotation, cellular component: cytoplasm. The record is from RefSeq and is a predicted model, not a curated record. NCBI's taxonomy places the organism in Eukaryota, Metazoa, Chordata, Mammalia, Rodentia, Spalacidae. Gene Ontology annotation, biological process: threonyl-tRNA aminoacylation.